AUGGCUAAGCGUGGAAAGAAAACUGACAAAACUCAAAAAAAUGAAAACCAAUCAGAAAAUAAAUUAGAAAAUAAACAAAUUAAAGAAGAAAAUAAUUUAAAAAAGAAACAGGAAGAGUCACCUAAAAAAAAUGAUAUUGAAAAGAUAAGCCAAACAAAAGUUAUAAAUACCCAUGAAGACAUAAUAAAGCAAACAGAAAUUACGAAAUUCAUUACAAAACAGCCAAAUAAUAUUGAAUCAAAAAAAAAUUUAGAAAACUUAUUGGCAUAUUAUGAUUCCAGUGAUGAACAAAAUGAUCAAGUAGAACCAAGCGAAGAAAAAAUUAAUCCUCAAACUAAAAACACAGCAAGUAGUAGUGAAGAUAGUGAAGAUGGAGAAAGUAGUGAUGAUAUUCAAAACUCUGAUCAUGAUAUGUACAGUAAUAAUAAAAAGCAUAAUGAAGAUACAAACAAAAGUACUAUAGAAGAAACAAAUCAAAAUAAUUCAAUCAAAGAUGAUACAAAAUUAAAAAAUCAUGAACAUAAUAAAAUAAACGAAGAAAAAAAUACAACCACCAAUCCUAGUCCCAAUAAAGAAACACAUAAAAUAAAUCAAAAUCAUAUGAUAAAUUAUAAUAAUAUGCCAAUGGCAAUGCCACUCAAUAAUAUAAACAAUGCAUAUCAAAAUUAUCCUACUAAUAUGCUAUACCAAGAUUAUAAUUACCCCACAAAUUUUGCAAAUAAUAAUUACCUUCAAAACUACCAAGCAAAUUAUAACAACUACUACAAUACAAUGUAUAGUACAAAUUACCAUUCAACCUUCCCCAACUACCCUCAACCAACAAAUAAUACCUCCCAAAUAAAUGUAAAUAAAAAUUUCGAUAAAUUAUUUAAUAAUCAAUAUUUUUCAAAAGAUAAUAAAAAAAUUAAUGCCGAAUUUAAAAAUAUUCCAGUAAUAAAUCAAAAAGAAAUAUUAAAAGAUUGGAAACCUACAAUUGUAGAAGAAGAAAAAAAAAGUAAAAAAUAUGACAUAAAAACAAAAGUUUACAACCCAACAAAUAAUACAUUUGAUAAAGUUAUUAUUCAUGGAAAAAAUCAAAAACGAAAACAUCAAAUAAAUUGGCUAGCCAAAGAAGCUGUUGAAAAAGAAUAUGAAAUAUUACAAAAGGUUAAUCACAAUAAGCGACGAACAACAAAUGAUAAAUAUGGAUGGUAA
This is a messenger RNA of Plasmodium vinckei vinckei, 1194 nucleotides long. RefSeq names its product conserved Plasmodium protein, unknown function. Bases 1 to 1194 code for a protein of 397 amino acids. The transcript has a single exon. NCBI's taxonomy places the organism in Eukaryota, Apicomplexa, Aconoidasida, Haemosporida, Plasmodiidae. The record is from RefSeq and is a predicted model, not a curated record.